UUGUUUACAACCAACGCUAUUCUGUUGUUGGUUGAAUAUCUGCCUUGUAAUAACUGCAACAACUAAUCUAAAACAAUGGAUUUGCUCUCUCCGUCCUGUUGCAGGUUGUGCCUUAGUGAUCCACCCACAGAAUCACUUGUUUUUUCUGUCUUCGAUACCUUCCAAGGGAAAGUUCUGUCGCAGCUGAUCGAGGAGUUGUUUGCCAUAAAGGUUUUAGAAGACGAUCGGCUCCUAUCGCUUUGCCUUGAGUGCGUUAAUCGUAUAAAUACGGUGCACAAGAUCAAGCAACUCUUCGUAGAAAAUGAUCGAAAGCUGCGCGAAUUACAGCAAACUAGUCAGCCCUCGGUCGGUGCAUUUGUGGAAGAGUUUGUCUAUACUGCCUUUUCGUCCGACACUCUGGACAACGCAAACAUCGAUGUCGAAGGGUCAGCGCUUAGCCAUGCAAUUGAAACAGUGCCAAAUAAUCAAGCGACAGGUGCAUCGUCCCAAACAUGUACCACUGAAGAUCGCACUUCCACCGAUGAGGAAACAAACGACGCUACAACAGACCUGCACUGUGAUACGGAUGGUAGGGAUGAAAAGGGAAAGUUGGAACCGUUUCACGAAAGUCAACCGACCGUCAGUAAAAUCGAACUCCCUGCUUCUCUACCACCGAUCCAGUUGCCCCGGAACAAAUGUUACUUUUGUGGAGUCACGUUUGAAAGCUCGUUGCAGUUUACCAAUCAUCUACCGAGCCACUUUAACGAUGUGCCUUACACCUGCACGGAAUGUGAUGGGUUGGUGUUUAAAACGGUACGGGAAGCGAGCAAACACAUUUCGUACCACGACGCAAACGAACGUCCGUUCCAGUGCCGCAUCUGUACGCUUCGGUUUCCCACGCGCAUGAACAGCUUAACCCAUGAACGGAAAAUGCAUCGCUUCAAGCUAAAACGUAUGGAAGCAAAACAAGGAAAUGGACUCGCGAAACGAAAAGUGCCCGACAAACGCAACAAACCACGCAGCAUCAAAGCGGAAGAAAAGCUCGCAGAACAUGGGUGUGAAAUUUGUGAACGUAAAUUUACGGCAAAGAAAAAUCUUACCCGUCAUCUUAUGAUACACACCGGUGAAAAACCGUACAAGUGUGAUCGUUGCGAUCGAUCGUACCGACAGGCUGGGGAGCUUAAGAAACAUCGAAGCAUCGAACACAUGUGCAACAAGCAGUCCACCGGCAAAGUGCAGCAAACGAACGGCAAGGCAACAGUGGCCAAUUCCCGUUCCGGUUCUGCAGGCAGUAUGAAUAAAAGAAGCACCGCGAAACGGGUGUUUUCGUGUUAA
Messenger RNA from Anopheles moucheti, 1314 nucleotides. RefSeq names its product transcription factor Ouib-like. The coding region runs from base 76 to 1314 and encodes 412 amino acids. The transcript is spliced from 2 exons. Gene Ontology annotation, cellular component: nucleus. Gene Ontology annotation, molecular function: RNA polymerase II transcription regulatory region sequence-specific DNA binding; DNA-binding transcription factor activity, RNA polymerase II-specific; zinc ion binding. Gene Ontology annotation, biological process: regulation of transcription by RNA polymerase II. The record is from RefSeq and is a predicted model, not a curated record. Lineage: Eukaryota; Metazoa; Arthropoda; Insecta; Diptera; Culicidae.